AUAAAAAAAAGGAAGGGGAGAGAUAUGAUGAUAGUCAAAUAUGAGAGUAACACAAUCACAGCGUCUUCCUAUUUGCCUUUUAUUCCCCUGAUCGUUCUCUUUUCUUUUUUUUCGACGGUUAUUCAACCACCUUCUGGAAGGGCUGAACCACAAAGUCAGUAUCGCCGAUCGGAGUUAGUUUCCAGCCUCUUUGAAGAUAUCAUUAAAAAAAUAAUAUAUAUAUUAUUCAGUACUUUGAUGGAGUACGCAAAGAAGUUCAGUCAAGAACAAAUGAUGUCGGUAGGGAUGCAUCAGUCAUACGAACCGGGAAUACAUGAUUAAUUAAUUGAAAGUAUGUACAAGUGGAGUGAGUGAGGGGCCCAUGAUGCGAGUGGAGUGAAAGCGAAGAAGAGACUAGAGACAAGAGAGAGACAGAGCAAUCUUACCAAAUACCGAAAAGAAAAGAACGUGCAUGGGGCGUCACAUGGACGGGAUCAUCCGCAGAAGCAAAAAUACUUGGGGAUAAAUAAAAAAUAAAAAAAAAAUAAGGAAAG
Molecule: messenger RNA, 533 nt
Organism: Aspergillus caelatus
Lineage: Eukaryota; Fungi; Ascomycota; Eurotiomycetes; Eurotiales; Aspergillaceae
Exons: 1
Source: RefSeq, a predicted model, not a curated record